AUGCCUCCGUUCGUAUGUUGCUUGCUUUUUGCAGCUGCUGGUGCUACAGCUCUGGAGCUGGGUCGCCCGCAAGCAGGCAGCAGCGCAGGCCAGAAGUUGGGUCGCCUGGUGGCUGCAAGCGCUGAGCAAGAACCUACAGACGAGGUGGCUCGUCAGAAAGUUAUGUCCAAAGAGUUGACCCCGGACGUGCUGGUCAAUGAAAAAGUCUCAGAAGUUGUUGCAAGGGCAAACAAGCAGGCUGCAGCGGAAGAAGUUGCGCCAGACGCUGUGAACGCUGCUUGUGUCCAAAACUUUUCACACGCAUGUCCAGAGUCCUGGACGAGGCAGGAGCAGUUCUGCAAGGCCCCUCGCUCGUACACAGGGCCAUGCUCAAGGUACAACGUGCUGAGUUUAAACAAUGUGCAGAAGCAGCUGCUGUCUUCGCAGUGCGGGUGCAACUUGCUCGCAGACUUAGCUGCAGCGUGCCCAGACGGCUGGCGAAUGCUGGGCGGCCUCUGCGUGGCGGCUGUUGAGUACCCGAGCGCUGGUUGUGAGGAAGCCUUUUUGCAGGGCUGCCUAGGGCAGGUGGCCAGCGAGUUGUCACGGGAGCAGCUGAAGCCACUGACGACAUUUCGGCAACAGCACCGGCGUUUGGUUUGCGACAUGAUGCUGCUCCCACUUGUAGAGAGUGUGCGGAGCAGCUUGCUAACUUGCGAGGACAAGCGUGUCUACACCGGCUGUACUGACGCACCGACCCCGCAAGGGAGUAGCGGCAGAGAAUGGUGCUACGUGGAGGCGCAGGCCAGCGUUUGCAGACGUUUGGCCGCACGUUGCCCCAGCGUCGCACCCAGCUUGUCGCGGGAAGCGACGAUGCGUGCAGUGAACCAGCCUUGUUGCAGGGCUGAGUUGGGCGAGCGAGAAUUGUGUUGGCUGGCAGUUGUAGAUUACGACGCGCUACGGAGCAGCGCAGCAGCCGCUGCCGCGGAAACAGUCCAGACUGUGAAGACCUACGUAGCCAAGUUUGCCAAAGCGCAACGCGCUGCAGAGCAAGCGCUGGACAUGUGUAUCACCGUCGCUGCGCAGCAAAGUGAUUUGGCAAAGCAGGUGGCCAGCGAGUUGUCACGGGAGCAGCUGAAGCCACUGACGACAUUUCGGCAACAGCACCGGCGUUUGGUGGACGGUCGCUUGUGCGCAGCUGCUUUUGCGCAGGACAAGCGUGUCUACACUGGCUGUACUGACGCCCCGACCCCGCAAGGGAGUAGCGGCAGAGAAUGGUGCUACGUGGAGGCGCAGGCCAGCGUUUGCAGACGUUUGGCCGCACGUUGCCCCAGCGUCGCACGCAGCUUGUCGCGGCAAGCGACGAUGCGUGCAGUGAACCAGCCUUGUUGCAGGGCUGAGUUGGGCGAGCGAGAAUUGUGUUGGCUGGCAGUUGUAGAUUACGACGCGCUACGGAGCAGCGCAGCAGCCGCUGCCGCGGAAACAGUCCAGACUGUGAAGACCUACGUAGCCAAGUUUGCCAAAGCGCAACGCGCUGCAGAGCAAGCGCUGGACAUGUGUAUCACCGUCGUUGCGCAGCAAAGUGAUUUGGCAAAGCUUUGGCGCGGCUGUCCGCCCCAAAGCUCCUGGCGCGCUUUUCGAUUGGUGGCCAAAGGCCCAAGGUGGCGCCUCGCAGCCUUCCAGGUGGCCAGCGAGUUGUCACGGGAGCAGCUGAAGCCACUGACGACAUUUCGGCAACAGCACCGGCGUUUGGUUUGCGACAUGAUGCUGCUCCCACUUGUAGAGAGUGUGCGGAGCAGCUUGCUAACUUGCGAGGACAAGCGUGUCUACACUGGCUGUACUGCCCCGACCCCGCAAGGGAGUAGCGGCAGAGAAUGGUGCUACGUGGAGGCGCAGGCCAGCGUUUGCAGACGUUUGGCCGCACGUUGCCCCAGCGUCGCACGCAGCUUGUCGCGGCAAGCGACGAUGCGUGCAGUGAACCAGCCUUGUUGCAGGGCUGAGGUGGGCGAGCGAGAAUUGUGUUGGCUGGCAGUUGUAGAUUACGACGCGCUACGGAGCAGCGCAGCAGCCGCUGCCGCGGAAACAGUCCAGACUGUGAAGACCUACGUAGCCAAGUUUGCCAAAGCGCAACGCGCUGCAGAGCAAGCGCUGGACAUGUAUCACCGUCGCUGCGCAGCAAAGUGAUUUGGCAAAGCAGGUGGGCGCCUCGCAGCCUUCCAGGGAGGGCUCUAGCUGCUUAGAGCAGUUUGGUUGUGGCAGUUAAAAGGUUUUUCGCUCUGCUUUCAGAGCCUGCGUUGCGGACGUAACUUUGGUAGCUGCAAAAAAAAUCAUUGGGAGCCAAGGCGUCAGCUGCAGCAGCUUGUGCCCCUCUCACACUCUUGUGUGUGCGGUCCAUCACAACAAACAGCAACCUUUGUGCUUGGGCACAGCCCGGUGGACUGGUCGCCAGCGGCAAAUUGCGCAGGGCUGCUGGCUGUUGUGAUGUGUGAGAUGGUCGUGCUGUGCCAGAAGCAAGGUGCUUGAAGUAGGUGCUUGUGCGUGCGAGCAACGCAAUGGGAUCUCUAGGCGAGGUUGGCAAGGGACCUUCAGGGUUUGGCUGCGCGCUGCCUGUUGUGCAGCCUGCGGAUUGAGGG
Effrenium voratum is the source of this 2609-nucleotide messenger RNA. The record is from the annotation of a GenBank genome assembly. Lineage: Eukaryota; Dinophyceae; Suessiales; Symbiodiniaceae.